Molecule: messenger RNA, 3024 nt
Organism: Diaporthe amygdali
Lineage: Eukaryota; Fungi; Ascomycota; Sordariomycetes; Diaporthales; Diaporthaceae
Exons: 7
Coding region: 1-3024 (1007 amino acids)
Source: RefSeq, a predicted model, not a curated record
AUGACGCGUCAAAUACUUUCAGUCAGGUCAAUCAGGUCAAGAUUGUUUCGGUCUUCGUCUCCGCACAAUGGAGAUAUUACUCAAUCAGAUGGCGCCCUUGGGGUCCUUGACUCUCAAGGGAAUGAUGCCGAAGAAAAUGCAAGCGCCAAUGAAGCAGCCUGGGAAGAUGUCCACACCAUUGACAACAGAAGCUAUGACACGCCCGUCGCAUCGAUAGAGAGAAGUCCGAGCCCGGCGUUCACCUUCGCAGCCGAUCACACAGCCGCCCAGAGCACCUCGAUCGUCUCUGCUCCCAAAUCCGCGACUUCUAAUCAGCCGACACUGACAGGUUGCCAUAAUUCCACCCACGAAUCCACCUCCAGCUUUACAUCUACGCAUCAGUCACUAACGCCUACCGUAUCUAUCUCGCCUCCUCCCCAAACCAAUCCCACGGCGAUGUGGAACACCUCGGUACAUGAGUCCACGAGAACAAACCUCACACCUGGCCUGCAACGCCUUGGACUCUCAGGCAAACAAGCUUCCGCAGAGCCCAUACCAGGACUGAAUAUGACUGAGGUUGGUGCUGCACUUGACGAACUGGACACCAACACAAACGAUUUCAACCCAGGGCCACGGGUCAACGAGACGCUUGCUGUAAAACCACGCAGAUCGUCACGAAGAAGGUCGACACCGAGGCCAGAAACAGUGAUUCAUCGGGUUGAGGACGAAGAGCCACCGAGUGAUGAAUUCAACCAUCCGGUCUUUCAGCAGCGCUUAGCAGACACAAGAAAGGCUCUGGUUGACUUGACCGAUGUUCUCUCCAGCAAUUCCAUCCACCUCGAGCCUGAUUCCACAAUGAAGGGACUCCAUGAGCGCGCAAAGAUGUUGAGCCGCUUUCAGCCGCUGUCGACAAGGACUGUAGGCUUCGUUGGUGACUCUGGUGUCGGGAAAAGUAGCCUUCUCAACUCCCUCCUGGAUCACCGAGGUUUAGCACGAACAACGAAUAACGGCGCUGCAUGCACUUGUGUUGUGACCGAAUACCAUCAUCAUGGGGAAGAUUGUUUCAUCAUUGAAGUGGAUAAGUUCAGCAGUGAGGAAAUCCACGACCAGCUGGCCGAGUUACUAGUUUCCUACAGGACUUUCCAUCUUCACAACGGAGUUCUGGAUCGAGAGGAACAUAAAUACCUCGAAGAGAGAGCAAAUAUUGCGGCAGACACAUUUCGAACAAUGUUCCGCGGCAUCCUGGGGGAUGAAUCCUGGCUUCUCAAAGAAUCACAGGAAGUCAUCCUAGAGCAAUUCCAAACAUGGGUAUCAAGUGCCAAUGCACUUCAGUCGCGAGACAGACAGGUGGUCACGUCACUGGAAGAUUGCUCCUCAUUGCUCAUGCAAUUGACUUCAGAGGUCCCUGCAGCAAGCGCACCUGCAACUUGGCCAUAUAUCCGAAAGAUCAGAGUCUAUCUCAAAGCGCACAUUCUCAGCAAAGGCUUGGUCUUGGUGGAUCUUCCUGGCCUUCGUGAUCUGAAUUCGGCCCGGCGCAAUAUCACAGAGCGAUAUAUACUGAAGUGCCACGAGAUAUUUGCAGUAUGCAACAUUGGUCGGGCUACCACGGAUGUUGGUGUUUUGAGUGUUUUCAACCUGGCACGAGAAGCUGGGCUUGCACACGUUGGCAUUGUCUGCACAAAGUCAGAUGACAUCAAUUUCGAUGAGAUAAAGAACGAUUGGCAGAACAAGCAAGCGGAUGUAAUCAAGAAGCUGAGGAGAUCGCUCAGUUCCAUCGAUGAAAAAUUGGAGGAGGUUGAUGAGGAGCUGAUGACCUUCCAAGGUCUAUCGAGUAUCGAUUUGGAUACUCAGGAAGAGCUGUUGAAAUUGCUUAGCGACAAGCGGGAGCUUAAGAGGCAACGAAAUACCGCCAAGUACAAUUUGCAUGAAUACGCUGUCAAAACACGCAACGCCCACGUCAUGAAAGGACUUUCGGAGAAAUAUCUAGACCCGACAACAGAAAAACCUCCUCGAGUAUUCUGCGUCAGCAAUACUAUGUAUUGGGAAAUGCGCAAGGAAGAAAGGUCCGAGGCCGAACCCUUUCUCAAUCUGUCUGGGAUCAUAGCAAUACGGAAGCACAGCAUCGCUAUGGUAGCAGCAAGCCAGCUGCGGAUAUCCAAAAACUUCUUGAGCCAUGAUGUGCCGGCUCUACUGAGUGAGAUCGAGCUCUGGGUUCAGUCCGGGGCGGGAAGCACUUCAGCCGAGGAGAAAGAAGCUGCUAGGAAAGCUCUCGAUAGCAUCGAAGCGCAACUUUUCCAGGUUAAUCUCGUUUCCGAGACAUCUCCUUUGAGUACUGUCGGAUCUUGCCUGAAAAGCUAUUUCCGGGACCAUAUUUGGAGAGGCACUUACGCUGCGUUUUGUCGUGCUAUGGGCGAUCACAGCACAGCAGCGGUCGGUUACCGUAACUGGAACAAGGAGGCCAUGUCUGCUAUGGUUUCCGACGUGAAGGAUUCUUGGAAGAACUUGCAAGCAAAGUUCCAAGAUCAGUGGGAUGAUGUCGAUCAGUUCAUCAGCGAUUCCUGGGACGAGGCCAUCUGUUUUCUAGAUACGGAAUGGCCAAGUUCCAACGUUUCGGAGAGCGAAAUACGCAAGGCCAUACAUUUUCGCAGACACUUGCUCAUUACCGGAAUAGAGGAGGUUUUUGGCACGCACGACAGAAACUUGUCCUCGUUCUUUGGGAAGGUCAUGUGCAAGGUUUAUGUGGAAGCUGCGAAUGAACGCGAUCGUGGAUCUGACAAACGACGCAAAGCUAUCGUCGCCCGUACUUUGACGAACGAGGAGAUAUUCAAAACCGUGAUUGAGCAAUUUAGAAACGGCCUCCAGCAGCACGCGAACAAAUUGCAGGAGGAACUAGACGGGGUCGUGUCGGAACAACUUGACGCUCUCCGAGGGACUCUGGACAUCGUCAGGCGGGAGAAUGUUGCCGAGGAAAGCGAAAGGGACCCAAAUUUUCGCAGGCGCGUGGCUGAUGAGGUUGCAAAGAUUCGUGGAAUGAUGAGUGAUUAG